This is a messenger RNA of Trypanosoma grayi, 2910 nucleotides long. RefSeq names its product glycine dehydrogenase. Gene Ontology annotation, cellular component: glycine cleavage complex; mitochondrion. Lineage: Eukaryota; Euglenozoa; Kinetoplastea; Trypanosomatida; Trypanosomatidae. Gene Ontology annotation, molecular function: pyridoxal phosphate binding; glycine dehydrogenase (decarboxylating) activity; glycine binding. The transcript has a single exon. The record is from RefSeq and is a predicted model, not a curated record. Gene Ontology annotation, biological process: glycine decarboxylation via glycine cleavage system. The coding region runs from base 1 to 2910 and encodes 969 amino acids.
AUGUACCGUCGUUUGUUUCGUGGCUCUUUGCCAUGCGUGACAUUUGUUCGAUGGACUGCCACGGACAGCUAUAUUAACCGCCAUAUUGGUCCAACAACGGCUGAGACAAUGUCGAUGCUUCGAACGGUUGGAAAAGAGAGUCUCUCUGAUUUGAUGACGGCUGCUAUUCCAGGGGAUAUUGUACGCCCACCCUUGACGGAGGUGGCGGCUAUGAGUGAGAUGGAUGCUCUCGCACUCGUGCGCUCUCUUGGUGCGCGAAACAAGGUACUAAAAAGCAUGAUUGGUCAGGGGUACUACGAGUCCAUUACUCCUCCUGUCAUACUUCGCAACGUCAUUGAAAAUCCUGGAUGGUACACACCCUACACACCAUACCAAGCUGAGAUUGCACAAGGACGUCUGGAGUCCCUUUUGAAUUUCCAAACCAUGGUUAUGGAUUUGACAAAGAUGGAUGUGGCAAAUGCAUCUCUUCUUGACCAAGCGACAGCAUCAUCCGAGGCGAUGCAUCUUGCUUUUCAGCAUGGUCAACGAAAGCGGAAUACGUUCUUCGUAUCAAAAACUGUUUUUCCAUCCUGCAUUGAGAUGGUUAAGACAAGAGCCGAACCGCUCAAGAUAAACGUCGUCGUGGGCGACACGAAUCUGAUUGACUGGACUGACAGUUCCUUGUUUGGUAUCCUUGUACAAACACCAGAUGCGAUGGGCAUGCUUCAUGACUUCUCACCACUGUUCGAGAAUGCAAAGAAGCACGGUGUCAUUAGUUGCUGUGGGACCGACUUGAUGGCUUGUGUUCUUGUCAAGCCACCUGGUGAAAUGAAUGCAGAUGUGGUUGUGGGAUCCUCCCAGCGUUUUGGUGUUCCACUAGGAUAUGGAGGUCCUCACGCCGCGUUCUUUGCUGUCAAGGAGCAGUUUAAGAGGUUGAUGCCGGGACGUGUGAUCGGCGUCAGUAAGGAUUCUGCCGGAGAGCCAUCCAUACGCAUGGCGCUGCAGACACGUGAACAACAUAUUAAGCGUGAGCGCGCCACAUCAAAUAUCUGUACUGCACAAGCGUUAUUGGCCAACGUGAGUGGGUUUUAUGCCGCCUACCAUGGUCCAGAUGGUCUAAAUGAGAUUGCCAAUGAGAUACACGGCAAGGCGAAAGUGCUCGCUGUUGGUAUGGAAUCAGUAGGACACUCUGUGGUAAACAGUGCAUUUUUCGACACUGUUACUGUGAACCUAAAAGGCAUUACAGCGGAGGAUUACAAGACACGAUGUGUUGAGAAGGGUAUUAAUGUUUUUGUUGAUUACAGUAAUGGGACUGUCUCCAUUUCUGUGGAUGAGGCAACAACGGAUGGACACAUUGUGUCACUUUUGGAGGCUGCAGGGUUGAAGCUUCCCGUCGUCGCAGCCCUUUCCAAAAUAGCCGAUCAGAAAUCGGUACUACCGUUGGAUCUGGUGCGGAAGUCUGAUUUCCUGAAACACUCAACGUUUCAAAAGUACAAGAGUGAAAGUGAACUGAUGCGCUAUAUUCAUCGUCUACAACGAAAGGAUUACGGCCUUACGCAUGGUUGCGUCCCGUUGGGAUCUUGCACCAUGAAGCUUAACCCUGCCGCUGCUAUGUUACCACUCUCUUGGCCAGAAUUCACCAAUGUGCAUCCCCUUGCCCCAGUGGACCAAGUGCGAGGGUACAGUGCGUUGUGUCUAGAUCUUGAGCAAAAGUUAAGGGAAAUUACCGGUCUGGAUGCGGUAUCGCUUCAGCCUAAUAGUGGCGCCCAAGGUGAAUACGCUGGGCUUCGUGUUAUUCGUGCGUACCAUCUAUCAAUGAAGGAAGGACACCGCAACGUCUGUUUGAUUCCAGAGAGUGCGCAUGGUACGAAUCCAGCUUCGGCAACAUUGGCAGGAAUGAAUAUUGUCUUGGUGAAAUGCUUGUCUAACGGCAGGGUUGAUAUCAAUGACCUGGAGAAAUCUUGCCAAAAACACGCAAAGGAGUUGUCGUGUAUCAUGAUAACAUAUCCAAGUACGUAUGGCUUGUUUGACAAGGAUAUUUUAUCCAUUACAUCAAUGGCGCACUACUACGGUGGACAAUGCUACAUUGAUGGGGCAAAUCUUAACGCCAUGGUUGGCUAUACAGGCCCUGGAUAUAUCGGUGGCGACGUGUGCCACAUUAAUCUCCACAAGACGUUUUCAAUUCCCCAUGGUGGUGGCGGCCCCGGAAUGGGCCCUAUAGCUGUCCGUCAACAUCUGGCCCCCUUUUUGCCAAAUUCUGUUUUCAACCAAAAAGUUGGCGGUUCACAGCCAUUCGGCCAAGUCUCACAAUCAGCGUACGGAUCAGCAUCAAUUCUUCCGAUAUCGUACAUGUUGAUGUUAAUGCUUGGAUCACACGGGCUCAAAACUUGUACAGAGUACGCCGUUUUGAAUGCAAACUACUUGAAGAAGCGCCUAGAGAACCAUUAUACGAUUCUUUUCCUGGGUGGAGAAAACUACUGCGCUCAUGAGUUUAUCGUUGAUCUUCGACGGUUCAAGAAGACAGCUCAUAUUGAGGCGGAGGACGUGGCCAAACGGUUGAUGGACUACGGAAUUCACUCGCCAACACUGGCGUUUCCUGUACCCGGGACUUUAAUGAUUGAACCCACCGAAUCAGAACCCAAGCGGGAGUUGGAUCGCUUGGCAGAUGCACUAAUUUCCAUUCGAGGUGAGAUUGCCGCCAUUGAAAAAGGUGAACAACCAGUGGAUAACAAUGUUUUGAAGAAUGCACCACACACGGCAAGAUGUGUCACCGAUGAUAAAUGGGACAAACCAUAUGAUCGGCGUUUGGCGGCAUUCCCUUAUCCUUACUCGUACGUUGAAAAGUACUGGCCGACUGUGGGUCGCAUUGACGGGGUUUACGGAGAUCGUCACCUCAUGUGCAGUUGCGCCUCCCUCGACUUUUACAACUAG